CAGCUUCUGGAUGAAAAGGAGCUAAUGGCACAGCUGCGCCAGGUCCCUGAGUCAAGGCUGCAGCGGCCCCUGCCCGAGGACCUGGCAGAAGCUCUGGCCAAUGGGGUCAUCUUGUGUCAGCUGGCCAACCAGCUGCGGCCCCGCUCCGUGCCCUUCAUCCAUGUGCCCUCACCUGCUGUGCCAAAACUUAGUGCUCUCAAGUCUCGGAAAAAUGUGGAGAGUUUCUUAGAAGCCUGUCGAAAAAUGGGGAUGCCUGAGGCCGACCUGUGCUCGCCCUCGGAUCUCCUCCAGGGCACUGCCCAGGGGCUGUGGACCACCCUGGAGGCUGUGAAGCGGGUGGGGGGCAGGGCCCCCCGCCCGUCUGGCCCCCUUCUGGUCUGGGCGGCUUCAUCUUCUUCUACGUGGUCCUCAUGCUGCUGCUCUUUGUCAUCUACACUCGGCUCCUGGGUUCCUAGUACCUGAAGUCACCCUUUCUCCCCGCCCCCAUCACCCUAUUUCUAUUUAUGACUCCUGUGCGACCCCGGUCCCUACCAGUGGUGCCUUCAGCCCCUACCAAAGACACUAGUGAGCCCCUUCCCCUCACAAACACUGACCUCAGAGGCCCCACUCUGGUGUACCCAGACCCUGGGCCCCCAGCCUCUGGCCACCCUCCUAUAGCCCCUUCCCUUCCCUCACCUCUCAGUGCUGAUGGUGCCUUUAUCCCUCCAGACCCUGCCCUCUGCUCCCUCAGAGGGUCGAUCUCAACCUUCCUCCUUUUGCCGUCCCUCUCCCACCCCCCCCAUUGUUCUGGGGAGCUAAAUUAUCUAUAUUUUGUAGAGAGAACUCUAUAUUUGUAGGGGAUACAGGGGCCCAGGCUGGGUCCCUGUCUCUGUGUAUAAAUUGUACAGACCG
Lutra lutra (Eurasian river otter) is the source of this 891-nucleotide messenger RNA. RefSeq names its product leucine-rich repeat and calponin homology domain-containing protein 4-like. The transcript has a single exon. The record is from RefSeq and is a predicted model, not a curated record. Bases 25 to 462 code for a protein of 145 amino acids. NCBI's taxonomy places the organism in Eukaryota, Metazoa, Chordata, Mammalia, Carnivora, Mustelidae. Gene Ontology annotation, molecular function: protein binding.